AAUCGAACUCGGGUCGUCAGGUUCGUAGCGCAGCGCGCUAACCGCUACACUACGCUCGCACGUACGCACACACACACAUGCACAUCGAGAGCCAUGAACUGUCGUGGGUGGCCUGUCUGUGGAUCCACCUGCGUUAAAAAAAAAUGUAGGAAGAAAAGCAGUAAUCCCAAGUUAAGAAUCUUGACAUUUCGCUCGUGUAAUCAUUAAUUGCUCAUUGGCGUGUUUAUUUGCCGGGGAGUAGGACCGUUUUGUACUGGGUGAUUUUUACAUUCCCCAACCGGUGCGCUGCCUGUGCAGUCUUGUUACCCUUCGACCAUACUCACGGCAUGGCUUGUGGGGCUUUGCAGCACAGUCUCCUGUGUUAAUACCAGCUGUCAUCGAAUGUCAUAUUCCGUGAUUGUGGGUAAGACAGAUAGAGUGAACUGAAAUGAUUUUUUUGGCGAUCGUAACGACGGUCGGGGGAGGAAGGUUUAGCUUUCGGAUUGAAUCAACGAAACGGUCACAGUAAAUUCCCCACACGCUUUUGCUCAAAGACAUUGCUGCUGAGUAAUUUCCCACACGUACCUGUUUUGGCCCUUUCAGCAGAAACCGCUGAAAGUGACAUCCGUUCGCCCCGAGCAAGCGGGUGACUAUACCUGCAGGAGAGAUGCCACGCUUAGACGACAAAAGCUUGGCACAGAAUUAGGGGGGAGGUUGUUAUUCCUGACCUGGAGGGUAACGGACAAAUGGCACGCGUGCCGCACUGUCCAGCAUUCACGCCCCAUUAAAGCUGUCAAUUUUCACACUGAAGAAAUGCAUCAUCGGAGUAUUUUUCAACUGCGAAGCAGCGCACUACUCUUUGCCUUUUCCAGUGCUCUCAAGUGUGGCCAGGAUUUUUGUUUGGUUAAAUUGAGCCUAGAUUAUUGGCAUUCACGUCGGAAAAGGACCUAAUUUAGCAAAGUGGGUUGAAGCCACUGGAUUUCGUUGACACAAUGGGCGAUGCGUGAUACGUGCAGAUCUAUGUUGCACGCGCCAGCAGUGCCUCACUAACGAGCGCAUCAAGCUGAGUGGUGGUGGUGGUGGUAGCGUGCCUAAUGGAUAUUAAGCAGAGCUCAAAUGGCUCGUGGUGGUUUACAGCUGCUGAACUUAGGGACGCAGUGUCAUACCUGAGAGAUUUUCAUCUGUGAUGGAAAUGCACGGGCUCCCGACAGCUUUACAUUACAUUUGCAGCAGGCCACAGCUCUUGAACGGUGUCCCAAAGUACAAAACUGCAAAUCACUCGCGUGAAGAUUGCCCUCACGCCAAAGUAAGAGGAUAUGGGAAGGUCGAAGAGCAGUGUAUACGCAGAUGUUGAUGUUUAAUAUUCCGUCCAAUAACCAAGCAAGUCACCGUUCCCACGAAAAAUAUCUCUGCGUCACCCGUUUUUAACGGCCGAAGGAUGCAAUUUUGUUUUGGCGAACCGCAGCGGUGGGAAGGCACUGUGAUUAGCGCUUUUGCCGCACAGUUUGAUGAACAGCCUUCGCUGUCAGGUGGAAUUGGCUUAAUCGGGGGUGCGGGGUUAUUCGAUGAGCUAAAUGCCGUAGUGUGCCGCAGUCACGGCCGUCAGACACGCAGCACGACGCAUCGACCUGGCAGUGCCUGGUGCUCGUGCGCAGCCUCCUCCCCGCCCUCACGGUGUCCGGGUGGGAGCCGUGAAUCUCCAGCGGGAAGGUAAAAUGGCGCCGCCCGUCGCCGCCACCACCACCCCGCUGUAAAAGGCAAACUGCUGCGGAGAGCGGGCGAGCUCUUGGGGGGCGAGUCUGCGUGGCAUCGGAUCGUGGCCUGGUGCGUGGCAGCAUCUGCGCUGGCAAUCAUGUACGGCAAGGACUUCAUCCUGGCCGUCAUCAUUUUAGACAAAGAAGAUGGGCUGUGGACGGAUCCGUCGUUCGGCUCAGACCCGGACCUCCCUCCGGGCUGGAAGAAGGUGUGCGACUCGUCAGGGACCUACUACUGGCACAUCCCGACGGGCACCACGCAGUGGGAGGCGCCGGGGGGCACGGCUCGCUCCGAGGGUGACGGCGAGAUCGCCUCGCCGGGCACUUGCACCGAGAAGGACAUCUGCUCCGUGGAGUCGUCCGCCGUCAGCACACCGGCCGACUCGCCAACUCAGGAGAAGGAGGUGAGGGCCCGCCACGGGGGUGGAUGGACAUCAGCAGAGCCUGUGUCUGCCAUCUCUGUCUCUGGCCUUUGUAGAAAAAUUGACUUUAAUGAAUGGAAGGAGAUUCAGGCUGCUACUGUGACCCCUGACCCAAGCCUCAAAGAGUUUGAAGGAGCCACUCUGCGCUACGCUUCCCUCAAGCUUGGACACGCGAAGCAGCAGGAGCUUGAGGAUGGAAAGGGGAACAUCGUUAGUGAUCCAGAAUCGAAGUGCUUCGCGGUCCGCUCGCUGGGCUGGGUGGAGAUGUCCGAGGAGGACCUGGUGCCAGGCAAGAGCAGCGUGGCUGUCAACAACUGCAUCCGCCAGCUCUCGUAUCGCAAGAAUGACAUCCGCGAUACGGCUGGCAUCUGGGGCGAGGGCAAGGACAUGUUCCUAGUGCUGGAGAACGACAUGCUCGACCUGGUGGAUCCCAUGGACCGCUCAGUGCUGCACUCUCAGCCCAUCGUCAGCAUCCGUGUAUGGGGCGUUGGGCGCGACAAUGGCCGUGAGAGGGACUUUGCAUAUGUGGCCCGAGACAAGCUCACGAGGGUGCUCAAGUGUCACGUGUUCCGCUGCGACACUCCCGCCAAGGCUAUCGCCACCAGCCUGCACGAGAUUUGCUCCAAGAUCAUGGCCGAGAGAAAGAACUCCAAGGCAUUGGGCAGCGUGUCCACCUCCUCCCUGGAGAAACACGACAGCACGCCCGAUGUGCCGCUUCAAGAUUUCCCAACCCCAAAGACUGACCUGGUGCAGAAGUUCCAAGUUCAAUACGUGGGCAGCCUGCCCGUGGCCAGACCGAAUGGCAUAGAGAUCCUGCAGGGUGCCAUCGAGAGCCUCAUGUCCACCACUAACAAGGAAGACUGGACGCCCGCCGUGGUGAACGUCACGUCAGCCACGCUCACUGUGUGCCGGGAGACGGAGGAAGAGGACGUGGUGAUCGAGUGCAGGAUUCGCUACCUGUCCUUCAUGGGCGUGGGCAGCAACGUGCACACGUUCGCCUUCAUCAUGGCGGCCGGGCCGCAGCGCUUUGAGUGCCACGUGUUCUGGUGCGAGGCCAACGCCGCCACCUUCUCCGAGGCCGUGCAGGCCGCGUGCAUGCUGCGUUACCAGAAGUGUCUGGACGCUCGGCCCACGGGGGCCAAGGCCCACGUACCGCCCCCUCCUCCGUCGGAGUCGGUGGCCCGGCGUGUCGGCUGCAGUGUCAAGAGGGGGGUGCAAUCGAUCCUGGGCAGCUUCAAAUACAAGCGAGCGCCGCCACACGCGGCCCAGACACCUUGACUCUCCUGCCGCCCCCUGCCCUGCCGUGCUCGUUCCGCCCCAACCACCGCCACCCGCGUCGUUCCCUCCCUUUCCUUGAUGGCCCGUUCUCCCGAUCCCUGCCCUUUCCUGCCGCUUCCAGUCCUAUCCAAUGCACCCUAAAAAGUGUGGGCUGUUCGGCACGGCGUGACGUCGUAACGGCACCCCGUGUCGGUGAGUGACGUGUACUCCCCAUCCAAGUUGUGUCCCCGGCAAGAUGCCACUUUUGCGGACUGCGCGAUGUCAUUUCCACGAGACUGCUGCUGGGCUGGAUUUUCUGUUCAAAGAAGGUGGAUCACAGACGGCACAGCUCUGACGAACAAACACUGACCUCAUGGACGGUACAAACUGGUUUUGAAUCAUAGCCACACUACGAUGGAGCCUUGACUGCACAGGUUGGUUCAGAGGAAGUUUAAAUCGCUUUUCACAAAACUAACAAAAAAAAAACCACUACAUUCUGGCAGAAUGGCUGUUAACGUUUGCCAGUUUUUUUUUGUCCUUCAAUUUCCUUACACAAAGCUCAUCUUGCUGCCUAAUUUUAUUCAGAAUUUGCUGCUGAUAUGACUGUAAAGUUCUCUCCACGGAAGCGCCGUAACGCGUCGACGGCUUGUGCAGAUGCUGGGGGUUGCCUGUGCGCCAGUGCCGAGAGGGGAGUGGCGUGCCGUUGAGCGGCGUGCGAGAACGGGGCGAGCUUCCGCUGGCGCAGCCCUUUCCCGUUGCGGCGUGGAUCCGCUUUUUGUGUUCAGUUCGUUGUCCUUCCCCACCCCCCCCACCCCCGUACUUCCCAUUUAGCACGGUUGGAUGCGGAACGGUGCGAAAGAAGUUCACCGUACGCACGAGAGGAGGGGCCGCCCCGCACGUCGAAUCGCGUCGCAUUCGUAACGUCGUCAACACUACGUGUCGCAACUGCACUUUUCUGUGUGUCGAGUAAUGCACAGUGUGUGUGAUGUUAGGAUGUAGGACACUGCAGAGCACUUGACUCCAUUGCUCUGCACAGUCGCUCGUGGGUUUUGUGAACGUUUAAUGAGUAUCAUUUCAAUUAUGCUUUUAUAUAAAAAAAAGAGUGAAAGGAUUUUAGCGAGGGUUGGGAGGGUGUCUGGUUCUGUACUUUUACGUUGCUAAAACUGACGCGCAAGUAAAACAAAUGCAAGGGGUUUGUAGAGUCUCUUAAGUGGAGAACAGACAUCUUCCAACACACUGGUCAGAAAAAAAAAACACCUGUCUGGAUGAAAGCUGGCCAGCACAAACAUGUGACCAUUUUCUUGACUCGGAUGAACAUUUUAAAGUAAUUUUUCAGUGUUUAAAAUUUAACAGUUGAUGCCGAUGCCCUGUCAGGACGUAAUUCCGUUGACAGAGCGUGUAGUUGCAGUUGGGUUGCAUGACAACCUCGCCGUCUUUGUUCACUCGGACGUACCUCGGGCUGCUGCAGUAAUGUUCGGAGGGUGGGCCUGCUGGCCUCUGCAGUAACCACCCCCCCCCCCCCCGGUGCUUUUACCGCAAAAUAACAACGGCUGGUUCGUGCGUCGUGCGCUCGGUAACCUCGCAGCGAGAGGUUAUCGUGCGGAUCGAAGGACCACUUGGUGUACAGUUCAAUAAUUUACUUUAAUUACAGUUAGUAUCAAUUUUAUUUUUUUUGUCUCGUUUUACCCAGCAGUAUAUUGAUGCCGAAUUAUAUUAUUUGAAGCCUGUUAUAUCAAACUUAGGACAAUUCCGUUUUGUCACGAUUUUCCCUGCAGUAUUUGAUUUGUCGAAGCACACUAUAUCUCGGCGCGAUGACACCACACGCCGCAUGCGCACUCGUGGGCGGCCUCGUUGGGUGUGUUGUUGACAGUGCUCAUUUGCUGCAUGGUAUAGCCGCCUUUGUUUUUGGCAAGUGUGUUGAGCACACGCAUGGCUGCUCAUAUCCAUGCCUUUGUGAGUUGACGGUGGCUUCUGGUGACGUGUGUGUGUGUGUGUGCGCGCGUGCGCGCGUGGGCCGCUAGCGCAUUAUCUACUUCCCCGCAAACAACCGCUGUUUGUGCAAAGCAAGUGGGGACUUGCAGCUUCACAGCUCGGGCCUAAUUGGCCGAAACCUCAAGGAUGAAGCAAUUUUUACUGCGGUUAGAAGUUAAUGUUUGUCAGGCGGAGGCGAAGUCGCAAAGAAAAUGUUUUUUUUUUCUGCUGCUGCUUGCUCAAAACCGCUAAGUACUGUGCGCCUGCCAAAAUGCGGCAGCAUUUGUGGCGGUUAGAAGGGAAAAAAAGGUGGUUGUUCAAUUCACUCAUCUUGUCGCUGUUGUCCAAUUCGCCAUUUGACUGCGGUAAUUUUUUCUUGAGAUGAGCCACGAAUGGAUUAUUUUGUUUGUUGUGUUUCCCCCCCCCUGUAAAUAAUGUGUACGUAAAAAAAGUAGACCAGUUUGGUGCUGUUACAUUGUCUUGGUCCAUAUGAUAGUGGGCUCUUGCCUUCAUGCUAAUUGUAAAGAUUACUCAGAAUGCUCACAUGACAUUAAAAAAAUAAAUCUGUAGUUAAUAUAUUGUCAAAGCGACAGGCUUAAUAUUUAGUCGGUGAGCUUGUGAAUACUUAGUGAUUUAUUCAUACGCGCGCAGGCGUACACAAAUGCGAGCACGCGCACACACGCAUCAGCAAAGCAGCCAUCUGUGUAAAAGCCUGACGUUAAUUACGUGAGUGGUGUUAAUGUACUUUCGACACAUCGCACGUUACGGCAGUGGAGACCCCUACGUAAUGAGAUGCUCACAUUCGCUCCAAGUACAAUCAUUCCGGUCUGCCGUCGGUCGCACGCUGGCAGAGCUCCACAGUCGGAUUACCGUGCGAGGUUAGAACCGUUUAGACUCCCGUUCCCAUGACCAGCCAGGAUUUAUGAACGUGGCCUCUCGGCAACCAGGCCUGGCAGCCGUGGCACGGGGCCAGCAUGCUGCAUGUGCAUUGCCAAUCCCUGGGCAGGGCAACUGUGUAAAUGCGUUUUUUAUUUGUGAUUUGAUUCAUGUGUCGUGCCAAACUUUGAAGGAUUGGAAAGGACGAACGGGAGUUCCUUAAUGUGCAGAUUUCUCGUCAGAACGCUGCGCUUUAUGAGCUCCUGUUUGUGUUUUUCACUUGAGGAACUUUUCGUUAUUUAUUUGUUGAUUUGCCGUUCUGCCGUCGUGAAAGAUCUUGGGGUUGUCGCACUGCUGAGCUCGGCAGUUCAUUCAAACUGGUUGGUUGUGGAAAGGUGAAUCCGCUUGUUCAUUAUGAAUGUGAAAUUUUAUUUUUUACAUAAUUAUUUAUUAUUUUACUAUAUUUUAUAUUGAAACUCUGGAAAAAGAGCCAAAAAAAUGUUCAAUUUAGAAAAGCUUUUGUUGAAUUAUAAACCAUGUGGUAGGACUUGCUUGUGUAAGCUUCCUAUGCAUUUAGCGCUUUGCGUGUGAUAAAUCAACAGCUCGCUGUGCCGUAUAGUUUGAAAUCCGCUGUAAUUCCGAAUAUAUAAAGAUAAAUAUAUAUGUAAACAUAUUACAGUUCACA
Messenger RNA from Petromyzon marinus (sea lamprey), 6944 nucleotides. The record is from RefSeq and is a predicted model, not a curated record. Lineage: Eukaryota; Metazoa; Chordata; Hyperoartia; Petromyzontiformes; Petromyzontidae.